Messenger RNA from Orbicella faveolata, 2233 nucleotides. Its product is annotated as transmembrane protein 62-like. The record is from RefSeq and is a predicted model, not a curated record. Gene Ontology annotation, molecular function: hydrolase activity. Lineage: Eukaryota; Metazoa; Cnidaria; Anthozoa; Scleractinia; Merulinidae.
AUUUUGUCAUUUCCGGUCGUAACCGGAUUAACCGGAAAUGACUUCAACAUUAAAAUGAGGCUUCAGUUUUAUCAACAUGGUGGUCGGGUUGAAAGGAGUUCUUUCGUUGAUCGUGUUAAUAGUCAUUUUAUUGUCAUCAUGGCUUGUUGCUGUAUUGCUAGAAUAUUACACGGGGCACGGCAGGCCACUCAAGCCUCACAGAAAUACAAAUCUAGCUCCAUUUCCAAGCGACAAGAUGGAAAACAUUCUCUGGUUCGUGCAGGUAUCUGAUAUUCACAUCAGCAAAUACCGUGAUCGUCAAAGAGCUAGGGAUCUCAAGCAGUUCUGUAAUGAGAAUAUAGACGUAAUCAGGCCUGUUGCCGUGCUAGCUACAGGUGACUUGACAGAUGCAAAGGAUGUGUAUCGACUUGGCUCUAAGCAGUACAAAGAAGAAUGGGAGGAAUAUUACAAUGUGCUAAAAGAAACAAAAGUUGAAGACAAGACUAAAUGGUUAGACUUGAGAGGAAAUCAUGAUGCAUUUAGUGUUCCCUCGCUUACAAGUGAUGAGAACUUCUUCAAAGAUUACUCAUCCAGUGGUCUGGAUGCAAGGAGAGGUUCCAUGCCAUACCAGUACAUAUACAGCACCAAGUUUGGUUCCUAUGCUUUCAACGGUAUUGAUUUGAAUCCUAAUCCUGGACCACGGAGACCGUUUAAUUUCUUUGGACAUGUGGAUCAGGAUCGUAUCAAUGAAAUGGAGAGACUAGCUGAUGCCAGCAAAUCAUUUAACAUGACAAUUUGGUUUGGACACCACCCUUUUUCAGUCACAACAACACCUUAUGUUAGAAAGAUUUUAAGGACUGGAGCUGUUUACCUGUGUGGUCAUCUUCACACACUGGCAGAAGUCGUCCCCAAAAUGCAUGCUGUUCAUGUUGAUGGCCACUUGGAACUGGAGCUAGGGGACUGGCUUGACACAAGGAACAAAAUAGCUUGGCAGCCCGAGUUUUGUCAUCAGGUGAAGCCAUCAGGAAAGGCAGCAUUGCAAGGCGAGAAUGAGAGCAUGGAAUUACCAAAAAGAAAAAAUAAAACAAUGUAUAUAACCAUAUCUUACUUUUGUUUCAGAUUUCUGGCUUUCUCUCCAGUCCCUAUCGAGUCUGUUGUUGUUGAAAUCGAUGGUAAACCUCUCAACUCACAGGCUACUCGCGCUCAAGGCGCACUGUUUGUAUGUCGGUGGAAUCCUGCCGAGUUUUCUUCAGGAAUUCAUUCAAUCACUGUAAAGGUUCAGGAUUCUGCUGGUCGAACUUCACAGCGGACUCAGCUGUUCUCCUUGGACGGAUCUCGGCCGACACUGGAUCUAAUUCCAGCCUUUCUUUUGUUAACUGACUUCUUCACUCUGGGCCGUGUUCUCUUUAGUGUAUUUUUCGGGAUAAUCGUGCUUGGAUUAGGAUUGCUAAGGCACUGUGAUCCAUCUGCAUGCAAAGGAUUUCUGUGCGGUGUUUUAGGGAGAUGGUGGAAGCGCCUGGUACUACUGGCUCACGCUGAUGAUCUCUUCUACCCUUUGUUUUCAUUUGGUGUUUAUACUGGUAUAGGUAGGUGAUAUGUCUGUCUCCCAAUAGACCAUUUUCGUAUUUUCGGUACUGGACUGGAACUACUAUGGGCGACGAAAGUAGUCGAGACACUUUUAGGAAAUGACGCUUUUCGAUAUUUAAGCACUUGUUCUAUUUUAUUCGCAUCUAGCGUUAAUUCUUUGAUACCCCUGGCCCCCCAAUUCAAUGCGCUGUGGUCUGUGCAGUCCAAGAAAUAGAAAAAUCAACAUUGUUUGUGGGGGGAAGGGAGAGGAGAAGUGUGUCCAAGACGCUCGAAAAUCGAAUUUUACUGCCAAGUGUCUCAACACUUUAGUCGCCCAUUGUAGCUUGCAGUGGGGGCUCAUGCGGGGAAGAUUAAUGUCAUUUGCCUUUGAAAAGACUCCCCGCAUUAGCCUCGGUUGCAAGCUAGUUCCAGUCCAAUACCGGGAAUACGAAUAUGGUUCAAUGUAUUUGCUCAGUGCGGAGCUCGUGUUUUCUAUGCCCAUCAGUGUGCUUAGCACGAAGCGUUCAUUAACCCGGCUCAAUUGUUCAUGUUGCGCGCUUAAAUUGGUGAAGCAGAGUUGCAAAGAACCAAAAAGAGAGAAAAAAGCCAAUGCUCUCACCGAUCAACAGACUGUCAUUUAUGCGCAGUCGCUCUUCACUCGUCUUUUCUUGCAAUGUUCAUGGAGACA